This is a messenger RNA of Radiomyces spectabilis, 2993 nucleotides long. RefSeq names its product Spb1 C-terminal domain-containing protein. Lineage: Eukaryota; Fungi; Mucoromycota; Mucoromycetes; Mucorales; Radiomycetaceae. Gene Ontology annotation, biological process: maturation of LSU-rRNA from tricistronic rRNA transcript (SSU-rRNA, 5.8S rRNA, LSU-rRNA); rRNA methylation; maturation of 5.8S rRNA from tricistronic rRNA transcript (SSU-rRNA, 5.8S rRNA, LSU-rRNA). The transcript has 9 exons. Gene Ontology annotation, cellular component: nucleolus; preribosome, large subunit precursor; nucleus. The record is from RefSeq and is a predicted model, not a curated record. The coding region runs from base 51 to 2651 and encodes 866 amino acids. Gene Ontology annotation, molecular function: rRNA (uridine-2'-O-ribose)-methyltransferase activity; rRNA (guanine) methyltransferase activity.
UUUUUUCCUCUCUUUUCCCCGACAGGUUCCAGCGAUUCGAUUUUUAGAUCAUGGGCAAAGGCAGAGAUAAAAAGUCGUCAAAGGGACGUUUGGACAAGUACUAUCACUUGGCCAAGGAGCAGGGUUAUCGUGCCCGUUCCGCUUUCAAGUUGAUCCAACUGAACAAAAAGUACAAUUUCCUCGAGAAAUCUCGAGUACUUAUCGAUCUUUGUGCUGCCCCCGGUGGUUGGUUACAAGUCGCUACAAAAUAUAUGCCGCAAUCCAGCUUGGUCAUUGGUGUCGAUCUUGCUGCCAUCAAACCUAUUCCCAAUGUCAUUACAUUCCAAGAUGAUAUUACCACCGAUCGUUGUCGACAGAACUUGCGUCAAGAAAUGAAAACUUGGAAAGCCGAUGUUGUGCUUCACGAUGGUGCUCCCAAUGUUGGUACAGCAUGGGCUCAGGAUGCUUACUCUCAGUCCGAACUUGUAUUGGUAUCGUUGAAGCUUGCCACCGAAUUCUUGCAAAAAGGCGGUACCUUUGUUACCAAGGUCUUUAGAUCCAAGGAUUACAACAAAUUGCUGUGGGUAUUCCAGCAGCUUUUCCGCAAAGUCGAAGCCACCAAACCUCCUUCCUCGCGUAACGUGUCUGCCGAAAUUUUCGUUGUGUGUCGCGAUUUCAUUGCUCCCAAAAAGAUCGAUCCUCGAUUAUUGGAUGCGAAAACCGUAUUUUCGGAAGUCGAUGCAGAUGCCUCGGCCAAAUUGUUGGAUAUCUUCAAACCCGAAAAGAAGAAGCGUCAGAGAGAAGGUUACGAAGAUGGCAAUUAUACCUUGCACAAAAAGAACGAUGUUAUGGAAUUCAUCAAAGCCCAAGAUCCCAUUGCCUUGCUUGGAUCCUACAAUCAACUCGUCUUUGAUUCUGAUGAAGCAAAAGAGUUAUUACGAAAGGACUACACCAACGAAGAUAUCAAAGUCAAUUGCGAGGAUUUGAAGGUGCUGGGCAAGAGCGAUUUCAAAGCCUUGCUGAAAUGGCGAACUCGGGUCCGCGAAGAGUACAAAAUGGACAAAGAGGAAAAGAAGGAGACAGUGGUGGUGGAGGAAGAACCGCUGGACGAAGAUGAAAAAUUACAGGCGGAAUUGGAGAAUUUGACAAAAGAAGAAGCCGCCAAGCGAAAGCGUGAGAAGCGCAAAGCGAACGAGAAGAAGAUGAAACUGAUUCAACGCAUGCAAUUGAACAUGACCGUUCCCAGUGACAUUGGUCUCGAUCAAGCCGGCGCCGACGGCGAGGCUUUGUUCAAUAUCAAAAAGAUUAACCAAGACGCGUCCCUGAAAGCAUUGCAAGAGGGUGACAUGUCCAUGGCCGAUGAACUGGCUGAUGAGGAACAUGAUGAUGAUAUCCAUGUCUCAAAGAAUUUGAUGAAAGGCCGCAUUGCUGAGAUGGAUGCCGAAUUGCACGAAGGCAUGGACCAAGACAGUGAUUAUGACCAAGAAUUGGAAGAUCAGUUGGAUGCGGAUUACGACCGUUAUGUAGCGAGAAAGGCUGAAAAGAAUGCCAAGUUCCGAGCCAAGCAAGCGCGUGAUGAAGAAGAUGAAUGGAGUGGAUUCGAUGACAAAAAGAGCAAGAAAAUGGAUGGUGAAAGUGACUCUGACAGCGAUUCGGACAGCGAUUCGGAUGAAGCUUCGGAGGAUGAAGAUAUGGAAGAAGACUCUGAUAUUUCCGAUGAUGACGAGAUGCCUGUGCGCUCCAUUCUGGGUUCCAAGAAGAAAUCGGGCAACUCUUUACUGACGGAUCUUGGUCGCAAAGCCGAGUUAUCGCAACGCACCAGCUCCGGUCUUACCAAAGCAGCUUCGAUGUUCUUUGAUCAGGAUGUGUUCAAGGGAAUUGACCUCGAAGAGGACGAAGAGGAAGACGAAGAGGAAGAAGAAGAAGCAUCAGAAGACGAGGACGUGAAGACUGAUUCUCGCAAGCGUAAGGCUGAAGAUGAUUUGGAAGAAGAAGAAGAAGAAGAUAGCGACUUUGAAAUUAUACCUUCGGAAGAUGUGAUUCCUUCGGAUGAUGAAAUGUGGGAAGGCGAUGAAGACGAGAACUCAAAGGCGAUGAAGAAGGCUCAGGAAACGGGUCUUAUCACGCCCGAGAUGGUGACGCUUGCACGACAGUUGGUGAACAAGGAAAAGACCAAGACGGAUUUGAUUGAUGAAGGUUUCACGCGCGAAGCGUUCCGAGAUAAGGACGGCUUGCCUGUAUGGUUCCUUGAUGACGAAAAGAAACACAACAAACCGAAUCUUCCGGUGACCAAGGAAGCGGUUCAGGCGUUGAGAGAGAAAUUAAAGGCAUUGGAUGCACGACCUAUCAAGAAGAUCGCGGAAGCCAAAGCAAGAAAGAAGUACAAGGCUAUGAAACGUAUGCAGAAGGCGCAGAAGAAAGCCACUGAUAUUGCCGAUAACCCGGAUAUGUCCGAAAAGGAAAAAGUCAAUUCCAUUAAUAAGCUGCUGGCGAGAUCCGCCAAGGCGAAACCCAAGAAGGAAGUUCAACUGGUGGUGGCCAAGGGCGCUAAUCGUGGUGUCAAGGGCCGACCCAGCGGUGUCAAGGGUCGUUAUAAGAUGGUCGAUCCUAGAAUGAAGAAAGAAAUGCGUGCCAUGAAACGAAAAGCACAAAAGAAGAAAGGUCGCAAGUAAAAAAAGAAAUCACUAAAAGAAACUCACUACCCCAUCAUUUAGCAUUUUUCAUUUCUGUACAUGUUAUUUUAGAGAAGAAAAAAAGAGAAACCCAACAAUGAAAAUUUUUUUAUCAUCGUCUAUCCUAGAAGUUAAAUCUACUAUAAUUUCUUUAUCGCAAAGUAGAUCAACUUUUAGUCAUUUCCAGAACAAGCAAAACGGUAUCCGUUUUUUAUCGUUGCAACACAAACGUCCAAGAUGAAUAAUUAAAAUGCAACUUGAGUUUUUUUUUUUUUUUCCAUGUGCGUUACUUGUUUGUGGGGGUGGCACUGACAGAUAGAUGCAUGGAGAUAGAACCAUGUU